UUUUUUUUUGGCAAAAAAAUCUAUUCUCAGUUUUUCAGGUUUUUUCCCGUGGUAAAAGAGUGAAAACUUUUACAGAUAGAAGCCAUGCCCCGUUUGACUAAGGGUGCGCUUGCGGCUAAGGCUCGUGAGGCGGUUAAAAGGCAGAUUCGCCAAUCCGCCGCAGCUCUACUCGUUCCACCGGUGGCGUCCGUACCUAAACCUGAAGCGCAAAACAAUCCGGAAUUGUCUGUGGAAGGUGGACCCUCGUUUCCAUUGGAACCGACAAUCGAAAUCGAUAUCAAACAGGAACUGGUGUUUACCGGAGUUGAAAACCAGUUGCUGCAGCAGGGCGAAGUGGAAGUCAAGGAGGAACUUUUGGAUCCAGGGAAUCCGGGUCUAGUGGAUGGCGAACAGGAUCCCAUCGGGCAAGAUGGGUGUCGAUUACUGCUCCAGUCAAAGGAAGAAAAUGAGCCCGAUAAUCGUUGCCAGUUUUGUCUGAAACUGUUCCAGGAAAGUGGUGGGCGAGGUAUCAUAACGAAAAUGAAGAUUGAAUUUGUUUUGGGUUUGCGCAAAUGGGGUGGCCCGGGAAGGCGUCCGGAUUGUUGUGAGGGCUGUAGGAGAAUGUUCGACAUGUUCUACGAAUUCAAGCAGUCGUGUUUGUUGGCGUUGGCCCGACCGGCAGAGCUAUUCAUCUGCGCUGGGAAUAAGGGUCUAGGGCAGUUUGUAGAUUUGAAGCCAAACAUUAGGAAGAAGCCAAAGUCGAUGGGGAGGAAAGCUGUACGGAUCAAGAAAAGUAAGACAAAGAUUUCUCAGAAGAUGGAAGAUUUUCAUGGGUUUGGGGUAAGUUCCAAGCAGGAAAGUCUUGAACCGGAGGCAGUAAGCACUGAAGCACUUUCGGCAGAAUUGCAGCAGGACGUUAAGGAAGCAGAGUGUGCAAUCUGCAAUGAGAAAUUUUCAGACAGGUCGGCUCUAAGGCAGCACUUGUUGAAGCAUUACCCGACAGAGUCAAAUGAAUCUGCUACAAAACGCAGUGGACCGGUAAAGAGAGAAAAGAAAACCUACUGUGGUCGUUGUCGGAAAUGGUUUUCGGUCAAAUCGGUCUACUGGCAGCACAAACCGAGCUGUGUUGAGACUCAUGAACUCAAUAAACGUCCACCACCAGAGUUUGCGUGCUCUCUCUGUCCGAAGAAAUUCCUUCGCCAGCAAGAACUGACAUAUCAUAUCGACAUGCACAACGGCGUACGAACGAUUCCCUGUCGGCGGGAGGGUUGCAGCAAGAUGUUCUACCACCCCAACGUUCGACUAAAUCACGAAAAGCUUUGCGGACAGGAGGUCCAGGAGAUAUGCAGCAUCUGUGGCUCCAUUUUUCGUUCGAAAAGUGCCCUGGGCGUUCAUUUAGCUACUCACGGGGAUCCGAAGUUUAUGUGUGAACUAUGCAACAAGGGCUUCUAUUCGAAGGCCAAUCUCAAGAAACACGCCACUGUCCAUUCGGACGAGCGUAAGUUCCAGUGCAAGGUCUGUGGGAAACGAUUCAAGUCGCACGAAGCGAACCGAGUGCACCAACGAAUACAUACAGAGGAAAAGCCAUAUGUUUGCCACAUUUGCGGCCAACGGUUCACGUACAACUGUUUGCUGAAGACGCACCUGGAGAAAGGACACGAAACGGUGCCGGGACUGCUGGCACCGAGUACAGAAGCGUUUCCUUCGAAUCCAUUCGGUGGAUUGGGGUUCUGAGUGGAACUGAGCAAGUUUGAACCGUUUGAAUGGACGAAAUAGAGUUGGUUCGGAAAUCGAAGCUAUUCUGGUCCACAUGUGCAGUUGGUUUUGAAGAAGCCCCAAUUGCUUAACUUUUAAUUAUCUUGAUUACAGAAAGAUCAGUUUAAGGAGUACGUUCGAAAAAAAGCUCACCGGGAAAUGUCAC
Messenger RNA from Ochlerotatus camptorhynchus, 1900 nucleotides. RefSeq names its product zinc finger protein 271-like. Gene Ontology annotation, molecular function: RNA polymerase II cis-regulatory region sequence-specific DNA binding; DNA-binding transcription factor activity. NCBI's taxonomy places the organism in Eukaryota, Metazoa, Arthropoda, Insecta, Diptera, Culicidae. The transcript is spliced from 6 exons. The record is from RefSeq and is a predicted model, not a curated record. Gene Ontology annotation, biological process: regulation of transcription by RNA polymerase II. Bases 85 to 1713 code for a protein of 542 amino acids.